GAGAAGACAAGGCGGCUGCCUGCGGGUGCCGCGGGGACCUGCGGGGCUGGGCCGGAGGCAGGACCGCUCGGCAGGACCCAGCCCUGGGCUGACGCUGCCUGACCGGAGCUGCCCUUCCCGGCCGCCGGCUCUCUUGGGACCCGCCCCGGGCACCUCCCGAAGCUGUCCCGGCUGGCUGAGUUUGUCCGUGCUCGGCUGUGGAGAGCCGCGGGCUUUUCUUGUUUUUUCUUUCUUUCUUUUUUUUUUUUUUUUUUAAUAGUUUUCGUCCUCCAGGGAAGGCGCUCCACUUCAAACCUACUGGGGAAGACAGAUUUCCAAGGAGUCAGUCCCUCCAGCCCUGUGUGGGCCUCUUCUGGCCUCCUGCCCACCUGGCAACAUUAGCACCCUCAUUGGACGGCGUCAGGAAGUGCUGGUCCAAGCUCCGACAGAGCCCAGUGAACUCAGCUUUGAGGAUGGAGUCAGGUGGGGCGUCCUCAACCCCUCCAGAACUCAUUGCUACUCUGGGGAUGACAGAUGCUGGACCUGGCAGCUCCUCUCUAGGGAAGCUCAGAGCACUCCCUGUUGGACCUGGGGUUCACUCCAGGGACCCUGGCAGCCCAGCUGCAGCGGGGGACAGCUCCCCAGACACCGGCCCUGUUGGGGAGCUGAGCAGUGUCAUGAAGAUCCCCAACCGGGACAGUGGAAUUGACAGCCCGUCCUCAAGUGUGGCUGGAGAGAACUUCCCCUCUGAGGAGGGUAGUGACGCCAGCCCAGGCCCUGCAGUGCUGGGAUUGAACCCUGAGACAGCGCCACACAGCCAGGUCUUGCAGGAUACUCCCCAGGAGGAGGCUGACAGUGAUGUGGAUGAGGAGCCCGAUCCUGAGAACUCUGCCUUGAGGGCUGACAAGGAUGCCAGCCUGGCUCAGCACUCUGACCCCCAGAAGCUGCUCCACAUUGCCCAGGAGCUCCUGCAUACUGAGGAGACCUAUGUGAAGCGGCUGCACCUGCUGGACCAGGUUUUCUACACCAGGCUGACUGAAGCAGGGAUCCCUCCAGAAGUCACCACUGGCAUCUUCUCUAACAUCUCCUCCAUCCACCGUUUCCAUGGGCAGUUCCUGCUGCCUGAGCUGCAGACACGGAUCACAGAGGAGUGGGACAUGAACCCCCGGCUUGGGGACAUCCUGCAGAAGCUGGCACCAUUCUUGAAGAUGUACGGCGAGUAUGUCAAGAACUUUGACCGGGCUGUGGGGCUGGUGAGCACUUGGACCCAGCGCUCCCCUCUAUUUAAAGACGUCGUCCACAGCAUCCAGAAGGAGGAGGUGUGCGGGAACCUGACACUGCAGCACCACAUGUUGGAGCCCGUGCAGAGGGUCCCCCGGUAUGAGCUGCUGCUGAAGGACUAUCUGAAGAGGCUCCCAGGGGAUGCCCCAGACCGGAAGGAUGCAGAGAGGUCCUUGGAGCUCAUCUCCACAGCUGCCAACCACUCCAACGCUGCCAUUCGGAAAGUGGAGAAAAUGCACAAGCUCUUGGAGGUUUAUGAACAACUGGGUGGGGAGGAGGAUAUUGUCAACCCAGCAAAUGAGCUGAUCAAGGAGGGCCACAUCCAGAAGCUGUCAGCUAAGAAUGGCACCACCCAGGACCGUCAUCUCUUCUUGUUCAACAGCAUGAUCCUUUACUGCGUGCCCAAGCUGCGGCUCAUGGGCCAGAAGUUCAGUGUCCGGGAGAAGAUGGACAUCUCAGGCCUCCAGGUGCAGGAUAUUGUCAAGCCCAAUGCAGCACAUACGUUCAUCAUAACAGGAAGAAAAAGGUCCUUGGAGCUGCAGACUCGGACAGAAGAAGAGAAGAAAGAAUGGAUUCAGAUUAUCCAGGCCACCAUCGAGAAGCACAAGCAGAACAGUGAGACUUUCAAGGCAUUCGGAGGCUCCUUCAGCCCAGACGAGGACCCCAGCCUUCCUCCAGACAUGCCUAUGGGGAACGCCAGCUCUGGGGAGACUGCGGUGACAGCUGAAGGCAGCAGUGCUACAACAGGGCUUGAGCUCAGAAAACUAUCAUCUAAGGUCAGGCGUGACAAGGAGAAGCAGAGCUGUAAGAGCUGCGGGGAGACCUUCAACUCCAUUACCAAGAGGAGGCACCACUGCAAGCUGUGCGGGGUGGGCACACAGACUCCUGGACCCUGGACCCUCUGGGCAAGGAGAUCAGGCCCUGGAUACCAAGUCAUCUGUGGGAAGUGCUCUGAGUUCAAGGCUGAGAACAGCAGGCAGAGCCGUGUUUGUAGAGAGUGUUUCCUGACACAGCCGGUGGUCCCUGAGAGCCCCAGUCCUGAGGCUUCAGCUGAGCCCAAGCAGAGCACAGAGAAGCCAUCCACUGUAGAACCCCGGCCCAGCCUGCUCUGUGGGCCCCUGCGACUGUUGGACAGUGGUGAGGCCUGGAGUGAGGUAUGGGCCACCAUCCCCGUGUCGGACCCUCAGGUGCUGCACCUGCAGGGAGGUAGCCAGGACAACCGGCUGCCUCUCACCAUCCCUCUCACAAGCUGCAUGGUAAGCGUGCCUGAUUCCAAGGAGAGGCCGGACUCAGGGCAUGUGUGGAAGCUGCAGCGGGCCCAGCAGUCCUGGUACCUGAGUGCUCCCACUGCAGAGCUACAGCAGCAGUGGCUGGAGGCCCUGAGCACUGCCACCCAAGGGGACAUGGCCCAGGACAACUCCGGGACUCUGCAGCUUCAGGCUUCUGUAGAUGCAGCUGCUCUAUGAGCUAAGCCUGCCCUUUGGACUGCUGUGUUGGGCCUAUGCUGUUCUGGGAGGUGGCAUGAGAGGUCACAUGAAAGGUGCCUGGAACUGCUGAGGAUGGGCUAAUAGCCCUGAGCUCUGAGCACUUGGCCCUGGAGGGUCCUCCCUCUUCAGAGAGAAGGAAACUGAGGCCCAGAGCAGGACAGCCCAGGGUCACCCAACAAAUCUCAGCCAAGAGCCCAGCCUCCACCCAGCCCCAGCAGUAUGGCUCAGAGCAGGAGAGUGUGGCUGCAUGGUGACACAAGCUCCAAAAGGGAAAAGGAGGCAGCCUGGGCACCACUCAGGGACAGCCACGUUACUGCCUGGUCAACAGAUGUCUGCAGUGUGGUCCGCCCCAGCCUCUGCCCAUCCUGUCUACGCUGUGGACUCUGAAUCAUGACUUACUCCCUCUGGGCUCCCCUCCCUUCUCUGCCCCUCUCCUGUGGUCCUGCCUGCAGCCCACAGGAGGGGCGAGUGAUAGGCCUGCCCCAUCCUGGCUAGACUCAUGGUUCCUGAAUAAUUCCACAGAAACUCUGCCGGGAGACUCACCCCAGCCACCAGGUGGCCAGUGUGUGAGAUUCGUGGCUGUCCCCUUUGCAGGCAGCACAGGUGCUUAUCUGCAUAAAUAAAUCCCAGCCACCAGUAGGUGGCCACAGCCUCACAUUCUCUCCCUAUCCCUCAGCGGUGUCCCCCCAACAAGGCAGACCCAUUGGUAGAUGGCUAGGGGACAAAGGUGGCAGAAUCACCUAGGUCACAUGCCUUGUCUAGAGAGCAGUUCUGUACCUGUGGUCCUGCCUGUGGGGAGGGUGGAGCACUGUGCUGUGUGUAGCUCGUGAGUGGCCAGGCUCAGAGAUGAGCAGGGCAGGGUACCAAGCACUCCAGAUGGCAGCUGUGGGCACCUCACAAAUAUCGUGGGUGGGGUGGGGCUCUUUGCCCAGAACCCCAAGGGCCUCUGGGAGAGAGUGGGCAGAUUUAGGGACCAAUGAUGUGGUUCACUGUCUCUCAGGACCCCCCCCCCCACUCUAAUAUCCAGUGACACCCUGUGAGGACACCUGGUCAGACGUGUGGGGCACCUAUCUUUGGGGAGACUGAGAGGGCAGCAGUGGGAGCUAGAAAUAGGAGACUAGGCACAGGUGAAGUGGGGGACACAGGUAAGGUAAGAGGGCACAGGUGAGGAGGACACAAGUAAGGGGAUGGAGACAGGUGAGGAGACACAGGUGAAGGGGUAGAGGUGAGGGGGGCAGGUGAGGGGACACAGAUGAGCUUCUGCAAGUUCUAAAUAGGCUGUACUUGGGAUGCUGCCUCAGCCACUGCACACAGAGUCCCUGCCAUAUACCUGCCCCAUGCUCCCCAUGCUGCCCUGGGUGCCCUAGUAGUCCCACCUCACUGAGGAAACCGAGGCUCAGGGAAGUGAAAUACCCUGUAUGCUUCCAUGCUGGAUGGGGCUGCAGGGUCCAGUGGGGUAGAGAUGGAGACUAAGCCUUCUUCCCAGUGGGUCAUGGUAGACAGAGGCCCUGCAGUGGCCAGUGGGCAAACAGAGGCGGAUGGCCUUGGCAAUUGGGGAGCUUUAACAACUGUCCUCACCCAGGUGUCAGCCUGUAUGGCCAGAGAUUCUAGCUUUUUCUAGCGAUGAAAGAAAUCUAGAUGUUCUUGUAGAAUCUCCUGAGAAACUUUAAUACCUGCUACAGGGUCUGAGAUCACUGUGGUCCCAAACAACCCUGGGUGAGCAGCCAGUGUGGACCCAGAAAGUGAGUCCUCUGGGAAGCAAGGAAAAGGCACGUCACCACAGGCCUUUGGCAAGGCAUGCCUCUAGACUCUGUCACCUGGUGCAGGGACCGCUGGAUGCCAGCCAGUUGGCCUGGAUCUGGGCUUCUUUGCUCUUGCACUGGCAGCUGCAGGCUGUUGUUCUCACUUUUUCCAGAAGAGGAAGCUGAGGCUCAGACAGGAAGAGUGAAAGAGGCACACUUCCAGCCUCCAGCCUGCUGAGUCCACAUGCUGCACCUUAUGGGGCAGACACUUAUGGGGCCAGCCCUCCUAGGGUCUGCCCCCAGAGAGGCCUCCAGCUGGAUGCUCCAGAAAGGGGGUUACUGAGGAACAGCUGCACAGAGGGCUGCUGGUCACCCGCACCUAAGUGUUGGGGGUGUUGGGCCCUCACACCCCCUUGGCCUCUUCUUGCCCCACAGCCCAAGGCCUGGGCACACUCCACUGCUCCUCCGUGGACCCCUUGAUGGACACAUGCUGGCUCUUGGCCUCCUCACUAUCCUUUCCCUUCCUCCUCUUCCCCAAGGCCAGCACCCCCCCACCCCCUUUCACAGGCACGCUCUGGGAAAAGGGACACAAUGGGCAGGGCAGGGAGGUGGCUCCUGGGGUUUCUGGGGCUUGAAUGUUGAAUGGGGCAGGAAAGGAUCUGGGGUACCCAAUUGCCACACGAGUUAGAGCCUUUCUCCCCUCCCUUC
Messenger RNA from Nycticebus coucang (slow loris), 5197 nucleotides. RefSeq names its product FYVE, RhoGEF and PH domain containing 3 (gene FGD3). Gene Ontology annotation, molecular function: metal ion binding; guanyl-nucleotide exchange factor activity. Lineage: Eukaryota; Metazoa; Chordata; Mammalia; Primates; Lorisidae. The record is from RefSeq and is a predicted model, not a curated record. Gene Ontology annotation, cellular component: cytoplasm. Bases 453 to 2726 code for a protein of 757 amino acids. The transcript is spliced from 19 exons. Gene Ontology annotation, biological process: filopodium assembly; cytoskeleton organization.